GUUGGGGUCCCGCGAGCAUGGCAGCUUCGAAGGUGAAACAGGACAUGCCCCCGCCGGGGGGCUAUGGCCCCAUCGACUACAAGCGGAACCUUCCGCGUCGGGGACUGUCGGGCUACAGCAUGUUUGCUGUGGGCAUUGGGACCUUGCUCUUUGGGUACUGGAGCAUGAUGAAGUGGAACCGCGAGCGCAGGCGCUUGCAGAUCGAGGACUUCGAGGCCCGCAUCGCGCUGAUGCCGCUGUUGCAGGCAGAGAAGGACCGGAGGGUCCUGCAGAUGCUUCGAGAGAACCUGGAGGAGGAGGCCAUCAUCAUGAAGGAUGUGCCUGACUGGAAGGUGGGUGAGUCUGUGUUCCACACAACGCGCUGGGUGACUCCCAUGAUGGGCGAGCUCUAUGGGCUGCGCACGAAUGAGGAGAUUCUCAAUGCCACCUACGGCUUCAUGUGGUACAUGUAGGGGCCUGCUCCCCUCGGACUACUUGGACCCCCUACACCCUCCCCACUGGGAAAGAAUAAAUGCUCUGGAGACCUGCCU
This is a messenger RNA of Neomonachus schauinslandi (Hawaiian monk seal), 530 nucleotides long. It is a transcript of the gene NDUFA13, whose product is annotated as NADH:ubiquinone oxidoreductase subunit A13. The record is from RefSeq and is a predicted model, not a curated record. Bases 18 to 452 code for a protein of 144 amino acids. Lineage: Eukaryota; Metazoa; Chordata; Mammalia; Carnivora; Phocidae. The transcript has 5 exons.